Molecule: messenger RNA, 2607 nt
Organism: Cryptococcus wingfieldii CBS 7118
Lineage: Eukaryota; Fungi; Basidiomycota; Tremellomycetes; Tremellales; Cryptococcaceae
Product: phospholipase
Exons: 17
Coding region: 1-2607 (868 amino acids)
Cellular component (GO): cytoplasm
Molecular function (GO): metal ion binding; glycerophospholipase activity
Source: RefSeq, a predicted model, not a curated record
AUGGCCGCCACCGCCCCAGAGCCCCCCCGCCCAGCGUCCCCCCCGCUCCUCCCCGUCCCACAGCUCGACCUCCGCUGGGUCCAUGCCGGCGCCCAGCAUCUCGAUCUGCUGCCCACCCCCAUCACCACCACAUCCACCGUCUACAAGGCAUUCUCCCAGCCCGAGUCUCAGCGCAUAGAUGAACAGUGGCACGCGCUACCCUCCGACGAGAGGGACAGUCUCGUCAAAGUCUGGGGUGGCAAAGACGGAGAAGGCGUACCUGCCACUCGCGCGAAAGAGCGCAGUGGCUCGAGUGACAAAGGGAGCAACAAGGCGAAACCGAAGCCAAGUAGUGAAGGCAAUGUCGCGGAACAGACACACCCAGUCGAUGCAAAAGUGCAUAGCGAGAGAAAAGGAGAAGCUCGGUCAGAAACAUCAGAAGUAUCAGAAACAUCAGAUCAGAGCUCCCCCGAGCUCGAGUUGGAAAAGGAGUUUCGACAGCUGAUGGCAGAACCCUCCUGGGACAGCCAAGAUUUGGGAGUCAUCAAAGGGGUACCUGUUAGUCAAGACUCGUUGUUUGAAGUCUCCUUGCGCACUUUAUCGCUUCACCCCGUCUUCUGGGCCCAUACCGGCCCCAGAGUUGCCGUACUGAGAGGAACUUGGUUUUUGACAGAUGAGACUAAACCUUGCUGCUGGGAGCUUGCGGAAGAGCUGGAGAAGGCGUAUCUUGAAAUACAACCUUGGCAGCCGUCCUAUCAACACGAGCUAUCUACGGCCUUAUCGUUAGGCCAAGCUGGAGAAGAAAAGCUGAAAUACUCGCUGCCGCCCAGGUUUGGUCAAGGUUUGGGUGUAAUAUUCGAGAACGAGAACAGAGGUCGACUCAUCACGCAAGUCUCAUCAUCACGGCUUAUGACUGACUCUGCUAAUGAUAUGUAUAGCUCAGGGACUCUGACGUAUAUGGCUCGGGCCCUCUGGGACUCUAUACGCUCAAAAGCCUCGGGAACAUACAUCUACCGAGGGUUUGCGGCAGCCUGCGCUGCUUCAGGCAAAGAGCAUACCGACGUCAACUCCCAAGGCAAGAGUCAGGCUGCAUCUAGAAGAGGAAGCCACAACAGCAAUCGCUCGAGUGUCAACGAAAAGUCACCGUCUACUAGACUCGCUGGCCUGCCCAAGCAAAGACCACAACAGGAUACUGUCGUAGAAGCAGCUAUGAAGGGGAUCACGAAAGAUGCGAAACAGACGCUUGAGGGAGUGAAAAAGGAUCUCAAGGAGGUUCAUAAUCAGAAGAUUGGGGAAAGACCUCCCGGUCUGUCUCCCGACGACAGAAGAGCCCGAGAAGAGGAGAACGCCCCUUUAAUCCAUGAUACAGAAGACUAUUCGCCGUGUACUGACCUGAUCCUAGUCGUCCAUGGUAUCGGACAGCAGUUGGCAGCCCAAUACGAGGCCUAUAACUUUGUGUGCGCAGCGUUGAAGCUGACUGAUCUGCGUAGGAAGCAGAGCUCGAAUCCAGCCUUGGCGUCUAUCAUUCGAGAUCGCCGUUGUCAAGUCUUACCUGUCCAAUGGCGGGCGUCCCUUGACCUCGACGACCAGAAGACAGCAGAAGAUGCAGCUCACGGAAUGGACAACCGAUUCACGAUAGCCGACAUCACCAUUAAUCGAUCGAUUCCGUAUGUGAGAGAGCUCACCAAUGCGGUGCUGCUGGAUAUUCCUCUUUUCAUGUCGCAUCAUCGCCAGAAGAUGAUCGAGGCUGUCUGUACACAAGCGAAUAAGCUGUACCGCCUGUGGAUCGCCCGUAACCCGGGCUUUGAGAAAAAUGGCAGGGUGCAUAUUGUGGGACACUCGCUCGGCUCAGCCUUGGUGGCUCACAUAUUGUCUGACCAACCCACAAAGAUUCCUACCAUAUCUGAUCUUCCCAAGUCUAUCCUUUCGGAGACGAGAGACAGAUUUUUGUUCAAUACCAGCAAUCUCUUCCUUUGCGGGAGUCCCUUGGGUAUCUUCCUGCACCUCGACCAAGCCCAAAUUAUGCCUAGAAAGGGAAGGGAAAGAACAAUGAACUCGCCUCCUGACGAAGCUCUUGAUAGAUCUGGGAAAUUCGGCUGCUUGUCGAUUGAUUCAUUGUACAACAUCUUCUACCACACCGAUCCCAUCGCCUAUCAGCUCAACGCGGCGGUCGAUUCCAAAAUUGCUUCCACGACCUCACCCCUCGCAAUAACUUCGGUCACCUCACCCUUCUAUGCGCCAGUCACAGACAGUAUCAGCUCCAUAUCGCGAUACUUGCCAAGCGCGCUUGGAGGGCGUACGGGCGAUGCAGCAUCAGUCAGGCCAGGUGCUGUUCGUUUGCCCAGCGGGAUCGAGAUGGCCGGUCCUACUGGGGAGGAGCGUCUGGAAGGCAGUCGUGGUGAGAGAAGAUUCUCAGCUUUGAAUCCUCACGGCAAUAUAGACUUUUAUUUGCCAUCAGCAGGCGUGAGCGAGUACCUCGACAUGUUGACGGCGCAUCUAUCUUAUUGGACGGACUCCUCGUUCGCGGCGUUCGUUCUGGCCGAAACCUUUUCGACUAGAUUGGACCUGGUCAGGACUGGUAUGGGACUCGCAGAUCAUCUGUCCAACAGAGAGAGGGAAGCUAGAUGA